This is a messenger RNA of Amphimedon queenslandica, 2109 nucleotides long. RefSeq lists its product as uncharacterized. NCBI's taxonomy places the organism in Eukaryota, Metazoa, Porifera, Demospongiae, Haplosclerida, Niphatidae. Bases 387 to 1952 code for a protein of 521 amino acids. The record is from RefSeq and is a predicted model, not a curated record. The transcript has 4 exons.
AAGAAUUUAAAAAUUUCCGCCCGAUAAAUGAUUAUUUACUGCUCUGCAGAAAUAGAGCCCAGCAUCUCUGUUAGCUACAUUGAACAAGGUAAGGCUAUAGUCUUCACUGCUGAUGACGCCAUUGGUCACCAAUGUUGAGUGACCAUUUCUGUUCCUGUACCACGUCACGGUUAGUGAGUUUAGCCUGGAUACACUCAUGUGGCAAGGAAGGGUAGCAUUAGCCCUUUUUAUUGCUUGAACGCUCAUGGUCCCAGCUCAAAUGGUGUACAUGUAUAAUAACUUGUGUGUUGAUUAUUAUGAGCAGAUAGCUAAUUGCAGCACGAGAUGGUUUAGAGUCUCAUCAGAGAUGUUUAUUGUUUAUUAAGACACGCCCAAACUUGCAGAGUAUGAUGAUCUCCUUACUUUCUCUCGCUUUAUUUUCUCUAUUAAUCCAGAGGCACAUUGUUUCUUCUCAGAGUACCCCAUACGAGAUAAGAUUUACUAGUCCUGCGCCUGGGGGCAAUGCCAUAACUCUUCAAUGCAGUGGUACACAUGGAACUCCAGUGGCUGGAGCCAGUUUCUACAGGAACAGCCAGGGUAUCACCAACAGCAGUUGUUUGACAGCAUAUCCUACGAGUGGCUCAUCUGAGCUGAGGGUUGAGCUACAGUCCCAGGAAUGCGACGGUUUUUUUAGUUGUGGUCUUAAUGGAAUCCUCUCCCUUUCUCAAGAAUUUCAUGCUUGUCCUGUAAAGAAUGUUACAGAAACCACAACAGUAGAGAUUGAAGAGGGAUCAAGUGCCCUCUUAACCUGUAACUUUUUUCCUUCGCCCAUUAAAAAUUAUACAACAGAAUGGUUCAUUGGCAUUGGCAGUAAUGCAAGGCCAAUUGAAAAUUCAACUAGUGAACACCUUCAAAGCUACCUUUUACAAAAACCUGAUCAACCUAACAAAUACUAUUGUAAAAUACAGAUACAGUCAUCUACUAAUUCGCGUUGUUCGCCAUCUGACAUUUCGUCUAUAAUUAUGGUUCAACUGAAGAAGAAAUAUGAAAUGCCAACAAUAACACAAGAUCUUAACUACACAAUGGAUAGCAAUGGCGAAGGUGCUUUUACUGUGACAUCCCGUGGUACUAAUCUAACGCACAAAUGGUAUAAGGAUGGUGGAUUGAUCAAUAGUACUGGAGAUAGCAUAUUAGAGAUAAGUGAUACUUCAUUAAGAGUAAAGGAAGUCAAUGGGUCACUGAGGAUAGCGUAUGUAGUGUCUAAUGUUGAUUAUGAUAAUACAUCACAUUCGAUGAGGCAAGCAUUUGGAGUAUAUAAUGUUUCAUGUGGUGGGAUUACAGAAGAUUCAAUGGAAACACUUGCUGUACCAAUAAUGGGAACAGUCAUUGGUAUUCUAAUCAUAAUCUGCUUAAUACUAGUACUUUGCCUUUACAUUAUUUAUAAGAAAUAUAAAAGUGCCUCAGAAAAGACAGUUCCAGUAGAGUUUACAAGGAGAGAUGGCAGCACUGUUACAGAAGGCAAUAAUGACAUGCGAUGUGAUGAGGUUGGUGGUUUGCAAAGAUUAGCAGAGGUGACACAUUCAAGUGAGCAAUGUGAUCAUGGUUGCAUGACGUGCAAUUACGAAGAGAGUAUGAAACCUGAUGAACGCUUGUCUCUUUUUGCAAUGAGGAUGGUGAAAGACUGCACUGAUGAAAGUGAUUUUCUCAAAUUACUCCUCGAGUUCCUGUUGAAGGCCAAGUAUAUGAAGAAAUAUAACAAUAAGUGUCGUGAACUAUGUAGCAAAAUGAUUCAUGAAGUUGACACUCUCAUGGAAGAAAUAGAACCUCAAGAAAGAGAUGCAACUAGAAAGAUAGGCCUUGAUGGAAGUAAUGAACAUCUUCUUAGCGAUAAUCAACUUUCUAAUGAUCAGCAUGAUCGUUAUAAGCAAUAUCAAGACAUACGCAAAAUUUUGCAAGAGAUUGCUUCGAAAUAAUAAAGUGCUGACUAGUAUGCCGAACUUAAUUUUACUUUAGUUUGUUGCUGUUUUUAGAUUGUCCUGUUUUUAGUUUUAAAUUGAAUUGUCCUGUUUUCAUUAAACCAAGACAAUAUUUUUAGUUUUUUGUAUACAAUACUAACUGUAUAAAUCUAAA